Messenger RNA from Melitaea cinxia (Glanville fritillary), 2259 nucleotides. RefSeq names its product cleft lip and palate transmembrane protein 1 homolog. NCBI's taxonomy places the organism in Eukaryota, Metazoa, Arthropoda, Insecta, Lepidoptera, Nymphalidae. Gene Ontology annotation, cellular component: membrane; endomembrane system. The record is from RefSeq and is a predicted model, not a curated record. Bases 174 to 2048 code for a protein of 624 amino acids. The transcript is spliced from 3 exons.
CUUUGGUCUUGCUUUCUAUAUGUAUUACGUUCUUUGAUACUCUUUGAUUCUUUGACUAUUCUCUGUGGGUCUUGCUCUCCGUGAUGUUGCUAAAAAUCUAUAUCACAUUGCAGUAAAAUCAAUUGGGACGUAUUAUUUGGUAUAUACAUGUUAUUCAGAUAAAUAAUAUAAAAAUGGCUGGUGCAAGUGAAGAAAGUACAUCGAAAGAAGCUUCAGAUAAAUUAGUCCUUAGUACAGGGCAAAUUGAAACUCCUAAUAAUGCACAGAUCAAUGAGCAACCUAUUCAGACGACACAAGAAACAACAAGAUUAGAAUCUUUUUUUGCGGUUACAAAAUCAUUGAUAAUAAGGGCUUUAGUUGUUUAUCUUAUAACAUCGAUGUUUCGUCAACCAUCAGUGCCCAAACCAGAUGCGAACAGUUCUGCUGGAGUUACUCGUUCUCCCGCUGUGAAUAUGUUUGCUAACGGGACAAUAUUAGAUAUGUAUUCUUAUUUAUCUGAAAAAGAGUUUUUAGAAAACCCUGAUGAAGGUAAAUUAAUCUGGAAACUGCCUGGUCUGAUUUAUGGAGAUUGGUAUGGGGGACCAAAUAAUGACGGCACUUACACAUAUUCAACAAAUUUUGUGCCUUCAGAGCAAUUAAAGAAUAAUGGUUCUAUUUACCUCCAUGUAUACAUAGUGGAAUCGGGAAAAUCUCUAGACGAAAAGGAUAAAAAUAACUAUGCUGGACCUUUCAUCACCUAUGGCAAGAAAAUGAUAAAUAAAUAUAAAAAGUUAAAGUAUCUCAAAACUCACAACCUUUUAACUGGGCAAACUGAGAAGUCGGAGGAAGAAAUUAAAAAAGCAGAAACACUAAAAGAAGAAAUAGUUUCUCAUUGGCACCCAAAUUUAACAAUUAAUAUAGUCACUGAUCACACUAAUUGGAUGCAAGGCAGUGUGCCUCCACCUCUAGAUGAGUUUAUUUAUUUCUUACCUGAUGGUAAGCAGUAUAAGCCUGCCGUAUUUGUUAAUGACUAUUGGAAUAUGAUGAGAGAUUACACGCCAUUGAAUAAUACAGUUACAAAUCUUCAAUUAAAAUUGACUUUUCAACCAUUAAGUCUUUUUAAAUGGCAACUUUAUACUACUCAGGCUAUGCGAGACAAGUUGAACAUGUUUUCAGCAUUAGGAGCAGAGGAACAGGACGAAGAACAAGAUACUAUAAAAGAGUUAUUGUUGGACACAUCACCAUAUCUAUUAGCUUUGACAAUAUCGGUGUCGAUUUUGCACUCUAUAUUUGAGUUGUUGGCUUUCAAAAAUGACAUACAGUUCUGGAACAAUAGGCAGUCCCUUGAAGGUCUCUCUGUAAGAUCAGUGUUUUUCAAUGUGUUCCAAUCAACCGUAGUCCUACUUUAUGUUUUAGACAAUGAGACAAAUGUCAUGGUGAGAAUAUCAUGUUUCAUUGGUCUUAUGAUUGAAAUAUGGAAAAUUAACAAAGUAAUGGAUGUUAAAAUAAAUAGAGAGGAAAGAAUAUUGGGUAUCCCAAAACUAACUUUUACUGAUAAAGGGUCCUAUGUGGAAUCAAGUACUAGACAGUAUGAUACUUUAGCGUUCCGCUAUCUUAGCUGGGCUUGUUUCCCUCUUCUCAUUGGAUACGGAGUCUACUCCUUGCUAUACCAAGAACACAAAGGAUGGUAUUCUUUCAUUCUUAACAUGAUGUAUGGAUAUUUAUUGACUUUUGGAUUUAUAAUGAUGACACCACAGCUGUUUAUUAAUUACAAGUUAAAGUCAGUGGCUCAUUUGCCAUGGCGCAUGAUGACAUACAAAUUCUUAAACACAUUUAUUGAUGAUAUCUUUGCAUUUGUUAUCAAAAUGCCUACUAUGUACCGUAUAGGAUGUUUUAGAGAUGAUAUUGUCUUCUUUAUAUUUUUAUAUCAACGUUGGAUAUAUAAGGUUGAUCAUAAGAGAGUGAAUGAAUUUGGUUUCUCUGGAGAAAUGGAACAGCAAAAACAAUCUGAAAAUGGCAAUCUUGCCAUCACCGAAGGAGAACAACCAACUGAUAAGAAAAAUGAUUAAAUAGUGAAAUUUUAGUUAGUGAAAUUGAUAUUUUGCAAUAUGUAAGGGAAAAAGGCUAAAAAUUUAGGCCAACUUGUGAUUGUACAACAUAUUUAAAAACCUGUCAAAGGAAUAUUGUACUAUAUUAAGCAUUUAAUGUCACUAUCUCACCAUUGAGUUUUAUCUUUAUGUAAUAUUAUUAUAUAAAAAAUAGUAAAACCAUACUUAUUAA